CCCCUCCUUCCUUCCUUCUUCUCUCUUGCAGGCCACAUAGGGCUCCUCUCAGUGUUUAAGCUCAGCUGAGCUGUGGCUGGGAUAUUCACACUUCCCAGCAGUGUGCGUCCUUUUUUUCCCUUGCCUGUCAGAAGCGUUGUACAAAGGGACAGGACAGACAGAGGGAAACUAGAAAGAGGAAGGGAUGGGGGAACAAGUAUUUCCCAAGCACAUCCCACAACUGCACAACAGAGAGGAAAAGUCAUCAGAGACCAAUAUGGUGACAGAGAAGUCAGCAAGUCCAUCUGUGGCACAGCUUGCUGGAAAAUUUCAAGACCAGUCAUCUAUCUCUGGAAAGGAGAUACCAGUGGUGAAACCAACCCGUAGAAAACCACCAUGUUCACUUCCUCUCUACACACACAAGGCAGAGCUUGGCCAAAAUGGUGAGCUAAAGCCAUCUCCAGGUGUUUCUCAGCCUUUGAAGGUAAAGGUCAAAAGCUCUCCCCUGAUUGAAAAACUUCAGGCCAAUCUGGCAUUUUCUCCAGCCUCUCUGCUGCCAGGAGCCAGUCCCAAAAGUCCGGGCCUAAAAGUAAUGGUUUCUCCAUUUAAUACCCCACCAUCCACUCCAGUCAGCCCAAAGUCUCAUUCAAGUGAACCAGAUGAAGUACCAGUAAGUUUUGAUCAGCCACCAGAGGGCACUCAUCUCCAGUUUUAUAACAAGGUACGGACACGAGGAUCAAUAAAACGCAGACCACCAUCAAGAAGAUUUCGAAAGUCGCAAUCAGAGUAUGGUGAUGACCUAGAUUUAGGGGUGGCACUUUCACAACAGGAAAAUGGUGCCAAGGAGGAUGAAGAGGAGGAGAAUGUGUUUGCUGACAAGAGUAAGACUGCAAAUCCAUUGUCUCCUACCACAGAUGGCAUAGACAACCAUGAGAAACAAAACCAGCUAGUAUCUGAUAAAUCAUCCUGCCCAGACCUAGUGCCCAACAGAACAGAACAUGGAGAGAAAGAAGAGGGAACUGAAGUAGUGACAUUAUGCAAGGACACCAAAGAAGAUAGGCCACACCAGAUCUUUUCAGAGAAAAAACUUGAGGAAAUCAAGACAGACAAAGAGAAGAAUCCAACUUUUGACACUGCAGAGAAUGCAAAGAGAAAGUCAUGGCAGAACAUUUUGUGGGGUAGGGAAGAUGGUAAUACUUCUGAUAAUGAAAAUAGAGGAGAGAAGGAGGGUAGAUUAUGUGAGAAUGAAGAUGUCCAGCAGGAGUCAGAUACACAAGAAACUGGGCUGCCAUUGCCAGGAGAAAACAUAGAAACUGAUACAAGCACCAGAGUGUGAUGUCAUGUCAUUAUAAUUACUGCAUAGACAGAAGUGGGAAAUGAAGGUUAACAUUGAGUGUCCAAUACAGUGCUUGCUUCUGAAUGAGCAAAAGUUCCUCCUUAACUGAAAAUCCCAAGACUACCAAUGUUCUCUGUUUCCUUUGGCAGUUCUUAGGCUUUACUUGCAGCAACUAUGGCCAUCUUUGACAGAAGAUAGCCUUCUGUGUAUCACGGUAUCUAAGUUCAUGAUACGCCAAGAUGGUGGCACAGAAAAGUCUUCCAUGUUGCUGAAGAUUUUUCUAGAUUUUUCAAGUGGACAGAACUAUAACAAACAUUAAUUAUAUUUUUUGAUUAAAGUUGACAUUUCCAAACCUCUUGUGGCCUGUUGGAUGUAACUAUGCUGUAUGCAUAUCAAUUACAUGGUCUCCCACAGAACCACAUAAAAGACUCCAUUCUGGUUUAGUUACUGAUGAUGGAACACUUUGUAUGUGUGGUAAAGGAAAAAUUCAAUAUGCUAGAAUACCAGUAGGAUCCUUAGCCUUCAUCUCUUCUGGGUUUGUGCUUCAUCACAGAGGGACAGUGGGAGUGUUUUCACUGUAGGAUGCUACAUUGACUUGUAGCCUUGAAGGCUAUUUAUAUGAUUGUCAGAUUGUAGAUCACAUGGAAUAGAAAGAUAAACAGAGACAUUUGUAGCAUGAAUAAGCCUUCUGGCAAAUGAAAGCUUUAAAUUUUGCAUUCUUUACAAAUUUGACUAAAACAAGAGCUGUUUUAAAUCUCAUGUGUGAGAGCAUCCUAUAUUUUGCAAAACAGCUACCCAUUUAAGAGGCUAGUUCUGAAAAGUGCUGGAGUACACUAACUAAUAUCCUAACAACACAGGAAGUUACACCAAAACAAAUGACUAGUCCAUAUAGCUCAGUAUUGACUAUACUACCUUGAGGUGUAUUGGACUACCGCUUUGACCAGCUCAACAACUCAACUCAACAACUCAAGCCAGAAGUGUCUCUGCUAUCUGGAGAUGAUGGGGGGGGGGUGUAGUGCAUCCCACAUCAUAAGAUAUGCAGUGGAUUAGGGAAGGCUGGCUUGCACCAACAGCAAUUUGCCAAGGGCAGGGGCAUUUCUCUAGAGGUGCCAAGAAUAGGUGCUUAGACCUUCGACAUGCAAAAUGUGUUCUCCACCACUGAGCCAUGGCCCCUUGCUGUGGUUCAUAGCUGUGGCUCUAUGUUGGAAACACAUCUAAAGGAGAUGCCAGAUCCGUAAUAUUUAUAGGACAUAACAGCUGACACAUCAAAAUUGCAACCUAGGUGAGAAAAUUCAUUAUCUAUAGCAGCAUGUUUGUUGUUUAAAACUAUUCUUCCCUUUGGAGUUGCUAACCAUGAUGAAUUUUCACUUGUGUACCUAUUUGCCUAGAUAAUAUAACUAGCUGAGUGGCAAUAUUUUUCCUAGUAGUAUCAAGGCCAUGCUUGGCUGGAGAGAUGUCCCACAUUACAAGGCAAAAGUGGGCCAGAACAGUGGGAUUUUGUUCAUUGUGCUGGACAAAUGGAUUAUCUAUGUGCAUCUGUGCUGCUGGAACAACUCUGCACCAAGAGGCUGUCCUAGAAAAGCAGGCAGCAUUUUGUAACUUGCCAAGAAAUCAUUGUAGUGAUGCCAUCAGCAAUACAUUGGGGGAAAUGGACUCCAAAACAGAUGGGUUUUUGUGGACAGACCACAUUCUUGCUAAAGGAGCUCACUCAUCUUGUUUGACUGUAUGUAUAGCUCCCAAAAAGUAUUUACAGUACUAUAAAUACUAAGCCAGGUAUUGAGUAGGUCCCCCUUAAAAAUUGUGUUGGUGCUGCUAAACCUCCAAUGUUCAGAUGCGGGUCUCAAAGCAGAUUAUCAUCCUUGUCAGUUGCACAUAAUAUUGUCCAAUUGGUUGGAUGCUUGUGAACCCAACAUUGCUUUUCAUCUCUUCCACAAGCUCCUUCAGGCAGAGGCAGAAACAUCACACAUGUGUCAUCUGGUAUGUUGGUUUAAAAUCCUGUGCAAUGAGAAAGGUAGGAUACAAAUUAAAUAAUAAUCUCACAAACAAAACAAAAAGGCAGGAAAUGUUACACAUUGCAAAAAGAUACCAAAAAGCUAGAAAGGAUUUGCAUAGUAUAAGAAUACCCAAAGCCUCUAGUCCAGCAUUUCUAGCAGUGGCCAGCUCAUACCCUCGACUGUCCUGAAUUGCCAGGGACAGUUCUGAUUAAUCCUCUAUUAUCCCAUUUUUUUCAGCUGUUUUUAAAAUAUCCCAGUUUCUUUCUCCUCCUCCCACUUUCUUCCUUUGUCCUCAGCUUACUUCCAUUUGGUGCAAACUGAGUUCAAAUUUGAACUCAAAAAGCAUGACAGAGAUAACAGUUACUUAUUGUUUGUCUCUAGAAUCAAAUAAUCAAAAUUUUCUUGCUUCCAAGCAUGGGGGGAGGGAGGUCUAGGAUUUGUUGUUAUGGAUAAUAUUAAUAAUUGAUAAAUCGAUGUUAUACAAUGAUUUAAGUAAUCUAUGCCAAUAUGCAUCAAUUUUAAUUCCAUGUCCGUUGUGAAUUGUCUGAAGGUGGCUAUUUUGUUUUCUGGUCCAGACUUUUACAAAUAGAGAAAUAAUCUCUAUCUGUUCUCUCUCCAUCAUUUAUACAUAUAAAAAAGGCAAUUCAUAUAUUAA
Molecule: messenger RNA, 3964 nt
Organism: Sceloporus undulatus (fence lizard)
Lineage: Eukaryota; Metazoa; Chordata; Lepidosauria; Squamata; Phrynosomatidae
Gene: RCSD1
Product: RCSD domain containing 1
Exons: 6
Coding region: 185-1315 (376 amino acids)
Biological process (GO): skeletal muscle contraction; protein localization to endosome; retrograde transport, endosome to Golgi
Cellular component (GO): WASH complex; early endosome
Molecular function (GO): retromer complex binding; phosphatidylinositol phosphate binding; actin filament binding
Source: RefSeq, a predicted model, not a curated record